Molecule: messenger RNA, 597 nt
Organism: Arabidopsis lyrata subsp. lyrata
Lineage: Eukaryota; Viridiplantae; Streptophyta; Magnoliopsida; Brassicales; Brassicaceae
Product: MYB-like transcription factor ETC3
Exons: 3
Coding region: 141-374 (77 amino acids)
Biological process (GO): cell differentiation
Cellular component (GO): nucleus
Molecular function (GO): transcription cis-regulatory region binding
Source: RefSeq, a predicted model, not a curated record
GUUACUUGAUUUGGUUAGUUGCUAUAAGUAGAAAGGAUGGUUCGUGUGCAACCUUCAACAUACGACCACUCUCUCUUCUCUCUCUCUUAGUUUCUUUAAUUCUUCUUCUUCUUCUUCUUUGUAAUACGGUGCCGUUUAACAUGGAUAACCAUCGCAGGACUAAGCAACCCAAGACCAACUCCAUUGUUACUUCUUCUUCUGAAGAAGUGAGUAGUCUUGAGUGGGAAGUUGUGAACAUGAGUCAAGAAGAAGAAGAUUUGGUCUGUAGAAUGCAUAAGCUUGUCGGUGACAGGUGGGAAUUGAUAGCUGGGAGGAUCCCAGGAAGAACCGCUGGAGAAAUUGAGAGGUUUUGGAUGAUGAAAAUUGAAAAGUGAUCAAAUAUCUCUAUGUAGUUUCACUAAUUGUUUCGAUUAUAUUAGUAUUUUAAAAAAUUUCACUCUGUAAUAAGAAAAACUUCUUAAAUCUCAAAUAAUUAACUCUCAAGAACCAUUUAUCGUGGACUGUGAAUAUAGUAGGCCUUCCAAGAAGUGAAAGCAUUGUUGGACUUCUCCUAAGCGGAGUUCUUAGGCCCAAAUUGAUUUUUAUGUUUUUGUUUUA